Messenger RNA from Magnusiomyces paraingens, 333 nucleotides. RefSeq names its product mitochondrial 54S ribosomal protein bL35m. The transcript has 2 exons. The coding region runs from base 1 to 333 and encodes 110 amino acids. Gene Ontology annotation, cellular component: large ribosomal subunit; ribosome. Gene Ontology annotation, biological process: translation. Gene Ontology annotation, molecular function: structural constituent of ribosome. NCBI's taxonomy places the organism in Eukaryota, Fungi, Ascomycota, Dipodascomycetes, Dipodascales, Dipodascaceae. The record is from RefSeq and is a predicted model, not a curated record.
AUGCUUAAUUUAUUCACUCGACCAAAAGCCUCGAUCUUUAGGGCCACUUUAACCUCUCCAUCUUCAUUAUUGACACCUAUUGCCACUCCUUUUAUUCACCAAUCACCAAAUGUUAUUUCUUCACGAACCCUUUUGAAAACACACAAAGGUGCUGCGAAACGAUGGAAAAAAACUGGCAAUGGCGGAUUCAAGCGUGGGAAGGCAGGCCAUAAUCAUGGUAAUGUGGAUUGGAGUCGGAGCGUUGUUAACAAUGUUUCAGGAACCGCUUAUGCUAAGGGUUCGGGAUAUGGAAAUCACUUGAAGAAACUUAACAGACUUUUACCGAAUGCUUAG